AUGAGUGACGACGUUCCCAAUCGUGGGCCACUGAUCAAUGGCGUCACGUGGACCAUGAUCGUGCUCUCGGGGAUUUUCCUGGGCUUGAGGGUGCACGUCAAGAUCACGAAGCAUCGUGGUAUGUGGUGGGAUGACUACAUCUGCAUCGCAGCCUGGGUCUGUCAGAUCAUCUGCAUGGGUCUGAUCAGCGCCAACAUAUCUCUGGGAUUCGGCAAACACGGCAAAGACCUCCAUCUCUCUUACCCGGACGUUGUGCUGAUGUCUCUUCGCGGAGUUAUCAAUGGCACAUUCCUGGUAUUUGGCGCGGCAUGGUCCAAGACAUCGUUCGGCGUUAUGCUCCUUCGCCUGACUAAAGGGUGGCUCAAGGCGUUUAUCAUUGUUCUUCUGGUCACCAUGAACGCCUUCAUGUAUGCGACCGUCAUCGCCAACUUUCUUGAGUGCAACCCACCCGAAAAAGGAUGGAAUACGAUGAUUCAGGGAACCUGCUGGCCCGAUGGUGUACGCACAGCGAUCAAUAUCGCUUCAGCGGUAUACUCUUCCGUGUGCGAUCUGAUCUUGGCCAUGAUCCCUUGGUUCAUAGUCGUGAAUCUGCAAAUGCAGCGCUCGGAGAAGAUCGGAGUUGGUAUGGCCAUGAGCAUAGGAGUCUUUGCUGCUUGCACAGGUAUCGUUAGAGCCGUCACUCUAGUCAAGCUGCGAAACCAGGACUUUAGCUACAACGGUGGCGAUAUCGUGAUCUGGAGUAUCGUCGAAAUAUCGGUGACAGUCAUAGCCGCGUCGAUUCCGGUGCUCCGCGCAUUCCUCCGCAGCGUUGUCUCAUCCGGCGGACAGUAUUUCUCGACAUCAGGCGACCGGACCGACCAAUACCGGACCCGAACACGCGGCACCAAGUACGGCAACGCAUAUGGCAACGGGAGGAGUCAGACAACCUGCGUUGCCGCGGAUCGCUCAAAGAGCCGGGCAGAGGACGGUCUUGCGAGCGAUGCGGCGAGCGACAAGAGCAUCCUAGAUGCGGACGCGAAGAAGAUCAUGAAGACGGAGGCUGUGACAGUGAGCUUCCAAUCUUCAGACGAGGUGGGGCGCAUGGGAUACGAGCUGGACGACCUAUCACCACACCAUCGACAGUUUCCCCCUGUCUGA
Anthostomella pinea is the source of this 1137-nucleotide messenger RNA. Lineage: Eukaryota; Fungi; Ascomycota; Sordariomycetes; Xylariales; Xylariaceae. The record is from the annotation of a GenBank genome assembly.